AUGAGUCAGUUGGAAGUUUCGUGCAAAAACUUCGAGUUGAUAAAAUUUAACUUUCCGGGAGAAGCUGUAUCGGGCGACGCGUACGUGAAAAUCAGCCAGAUACUCAUGAACAAACUCCAGCCGGCAGCUUAUGUUUUCGCUCGUCAGCCUGACACUUCUGGAUGGGCAGCCUACGACCCACAAGCCGAGUUCACUCGACUGGGGUUUAAAGCACCAAAAAGUGGCACUCAGAUUGGUGGAUUUCGCAUCGCACACGUGAACAAUAACUACAAAAUGUCUCCCUCCUAUCCCAGCGCAUUUGUGGUACCUGCGUCGGUAUCUGAUGGCGAGUUGCGGAAGAUUAGUUUCUUCCGUGCUCGUGGACGGGUGCCAGCCGUGACUUAUCGGCACAAGAAUGAUGCGGUGGUAGCGAGGUGUGCACAGCCACUUGUUGGGCUGCGGAGGAAAAGAUGCACGUCGGAUGAAGCGUACAUGGUCGCACUUCGCCGAGAAUGUAAAGGGAAACUACUUUUCAUCGACUGCAGAAGCCAAACCAGCGCGUAUGGCAAUAUUGCACUGGGCGGAGGGUUUGAAGUGUUGGACUAUUACAAGGAUACCAAUAUCAUGUUCAUGGGUAUUGAGAAUAUCCACUCUAUGCGAGAUUCUAUCCGCAAACUUUUCGAUCUCAUUAAGAACGAAAUUCGCGGCAAUGAACGACCAAACUGGCUUUCAUGUCUAGAGAGUACGCGAUGGCUAGAGCAUGUGCGCUCGAUCUUAGUGUCAUGCUCCGUCUGUGUGACUAAGCUCGUCGAAGGUACCAGCUUAGUGAUCCAUUGUUCGGAUGGUUGGGACCGUACCGCUCAGAUCGCGGCACUGGUGAAGCUGUGCGCAGAUCCGUUUUACCGUACGAUAAAGGGGUUUCAAGUAUUGGUUGAGCAAGAGUGGUGUGCCUUUGGACAUCAAUUCCGUGCACGAUCGGGCCACACUGACACUCAAGCUGCUUACUGGGAAGACGACAGCACGUCACCUGUUUUCAUUCAAUUCGUGGACGCCGUGUGGCAACUAAUGCGCCAGUUCCCUUGCUCAUUCGAGUUCAGCGAACGCUACCUCAUCGCUUUACUUGAUGAAGUCUAUAGCAAGCGUAGUGGAACGUUCCUCCAUGAUUGCGAAGAAGCUCGAAUGGGGUCCAAGACUGUUAUUCGAUGCACCAGCGCGUGGACGUUGCUGGAGGCGCAUCCUCAAGCUGUUGACUUCCGAAAUCCGUUUUUCAUGGUUCCUCUUAGUGGCGAAGGAUCGAAGGAAAAAUCUCCGACUGUGCUGCAGUGCAAGUGGCAUACAAGUUCAUUGGCAAUCUGGUCGUCGUUUUAUCUGCGCUCGCUGGAAUCGAAUGACUCACGGGACGCGUGGGCCAAGGAGCUGCAAGUCACGCAGCGUGAACUGCAGGAUCAGCUGAGUACCGCACACCAGCAGUUGCAGUCUCAAGUGGAGCAGAACUCGGAUCUUCAGAGCGAGUUGGAGCAGCUUCGACGAGAGCGCGCACAGUUGACUCGGUUGCUAGAGGGUGAGGUGUACAGUGAUACUCUGAAUGGCUUGCUGGUGCACGAAGAGGACGAGGACGAAGAUGGCGUGUUGUUGAGUGUGACGCCUGUGGGUGAGAGUCGCACCACGCUAGAAACCUCCUGUAGUGAUACUGGCUCUACAACGCCAGGAGCCAACGAGGUCAAGGUGUACUCGACCACCGGUGUGGGGUGCUUCCUCGGCGGCUCGAUGAGUCAGGACUUUGAGAUUUUGCAGUCAUAUUUCGACCCAACACGACGCGAAACUCGAUCUAUGGACCCGACGUCGAGCAGUAACGGGUGCAAUGACUUGUUCACGAGGAGAAUCACGGUGGAGGAAGUGGUGCGGUGAAAGUGUAUCGGUUGAUUAGGCUUGUAAAAGAAAAAGAUUAUUUUUUUUCGGUG
Messenger RNA from Phytophthora nicotianae INRA-310, 1940 nucleotides. RefSeq lists its product as hypothetical. NCBI's taxonomy places the organism in Eukaryota, Oomycota, Peronosporomycetes, Peronosporales, Peronosporaceae. The transcript has 6 exons. The coding region runs from base 1 to 1887 and encodes 628 amino acids. Gene Ontology annotation, biological process: dephosphorylation. Gene Ontology annotation, molecular function: phosphatase activity. The record is from RefSeq and is a predicted model, not a curated record.